AUGACUGAAUUAGAGACAGCAAUUGUAAUGAUCAUCGAUGUCUUUGACAGGUAUUCCUGCACAGAAGGCAACAGAUUGACCCUCACGAAGGGGGAGAUGAAAACACUUUUGGAGAAAGAACUUCCAGGAAUCCUUUCGAAUGCAAAAGAGAAGGAUGCUUCAGAGAAAAUCCUGAAAGAUCUGGAUGCAAAUGGAGAUUCAGAAGUGGACUUUAAUGAAUUCAUUAUCCUUGUGGCUGCGCUGACCUGCCUUGGCCAUAAAAAAUUUGAAGAAAUGCAACAAAAUAAAUAA
Messenger RNA from Bombina bombina (fire-bellied toad), 291 nucleotides. RefSeq names its product protein S100-P-like. Bases 1 to 291 code for a protein of 96 amino acids. Gene Ontology annotation, cellular component: cytoplasm; extracellular exosome. Gene Ontology annotation, biological process: endothelial cell migration. Gene Ontology annotation, molecular function: calcium ion binding; transition metal ion binding. The transcript is spliced from 2 exons. NCBI's taxonomy places the organism in Eukaryota, Metazoa, Chordata, Amphibia, Anura, Bombinatoridae. The record is from RefSeq and is a predicted model, not a curated record.